Messenger RNA from Maylandia zebra (zebra mbuna), 3612 nucleotides. RefSeq names its product cytohesin-3. Gene Ontology annotation, molecular function: guanyl-nucleotide exchange factor activity. Lineage: Eukaryota; Metazoa; Chordata; Actinopteri; Cichliformes; Cichlidae. Gene Ontology annotation, biological process: regulation of ARF protein signal transduction. The record is from RefSeq and is a predicted model, not a curated record.
CUCUGCACCAUCAACAACAUGGCCAUACGCAGAAAAGACAGCUUCCUCUGGGGAAAAGCUCCAAUCAAACUCCCACCAGAAGCGAGGAGGCAGGGUGAGGCGCAUGAGUUUGAGCUGCUGGAUGACAUUCAGAAACUCAGAUUGGAGAUCAAUCACGUCAUGCCUAAAUUCCACAGCCCUGAACUGAAGGAGCAGAAUAAAAAUGUUGCGAGGAACAGGAAAUUCCUACGUGGGAAAAAGAAAUUUAACAUGGACUCCAAAAAAGGUGUCCAGUACCUGGUUGAAAAUGGCCUUCUCGAAUGGCGGGCAGAGUCUGUGGCAGAGUUUCUUUACAAAGAGGAGGGGCUCAAUAAGACCGCCAUAGGAAACUUCUUGGGAGAAAGGGAGGAAAUGCACCUGAAGAUACUGAAAGCGUUUGUUGGUCUGCAUGAGUUCUCAGACCUGAAUCUGGUGCAAGCACUGAGGCAGUUUCUGUGGAGCUUUCGUCUCCCAGGAGAAGCUCAAAAGAUUGACAGGAUGAUGGAGGCGUUUGCAGCUCGCUACUGUGGCUGUAACCCCGGGGUCUUCCAAUCCACAGACACCUGCUACAUCCUCUCUUUCGCCAUCAUCAUGCUCAACACAAGUCUCCACAACCCCAACGUGAAAGACAAACCCACUCUGCAGCGAUUUGUUUCCAUGAACAGAGGCAUCAACAACGGCGAGGACCUGCCCACUGAGCUGCUCACGAAACUGUACACAAGCAUCCGUAGUGAGCCGUUCAAAAUCCCAGAGGAUGAUGGGAAUGACCUCACACUGACGUUUUUUAAUCCAGACCGCGAGGGUUGGCUCCUUAAAAUAGGUGGUCGAGUUAAAACCUGGAAGAGAAGGUGGUUCAUUUUGACAGACAGCUGCUUGUACUACUUUGAAUACACAACAGAUAAAGAUCCAAUUGGGAUUAUUCCUCUGGAGAACCUGUGUGUCAGGGCACUACAAGACUCAAGCAAACCGUUCUGCCUGGAGUUAUAUAAUCCUAAAGGACAAAAGAUCAAGGCCUGCAAGACGGAGAACAAAGGCAGAGUGGUCCAGGGUAAACACCAGUCAUAUAAGCUCAGUGCAGCCAGCGCAGAGGAACGGGACGACUGGAUAGAUGCAAUCAGGGCGAGCAUCACCAAGGACCCUUUCUAUGACUUGGUGACACUACGCAAAAGAAAGAUCAUCAGCAACACUUCCUCAAAGGACUGACACAGCACCAUCAGGGAUCAUGGAUGAGUUUGACUGAUGAAUCAUGUUUCAUUUUAAUGACUGCUCACGAAAGAUACAACCAAAACAUUAUUGCUCUGUAUUUCAAAGAACUGCGCAAAUUGGGAUGUGAUAAUUGUAGUGUAAAAAGGAGAAAAGUGAACCGUGGUUUUCACAUUACUUCUGCAAAAUGAAUGCACUGCUGCUCCGACUUCAGGGGCGACAAGUCUGACGGACAAACAUCUGCUGCAAAGCUAUAACAAUCAUGAAAGUCUAACCCAGAAGACAUACAAUGACCACAAAAAGACUCAAACGACUCCAGAGAGCCAUAAAACAACUACAAAGAGACAGAAAACGAACUCAAAGAGACAUAACAAAGACACAAAAGGAGACUUCAGGGACAUAAAACGACUUUAGACACAGAAAAUGACCACAAAGAUUAAACAGCUUCACACAAAAAAACACAGAUAGACUUGAGCAAGACAUAAAAUGACUAGAAAGAGACACAAAACAACUGCAAAGAGACAGAAAACAACUUCAAAAAGAAACAAAAUGUUUUUGAAGUGAAACAUAUUGACUUCACUGAGACACAAAAUGCCAACAAAGUAUCAAAAUAUAAAUUGAUGCACGCCUUUUAGACAUGCACACUUUUCUGUUAAUAUGAAAGCAUCUGAACCUGUCAGCUUAUUGAAUAAAUGUUCACUGUGGUCACUUUGUUGUGAAAGCUGAGAUGGCAUUUGCUCGGUCAGACCUGGUAGCAUUUAUGUUACAGAUUCAAUGCAUGCAUGAAUAAGGUUGGAAUUACAUGUGCCUUUACUUCAUCUUCAGUUCCUUUUUAAAAAAUACUUACAAAAGACCAACGUCUGGCACCUUUUCACAUCUGAUGUCAAUGUGUCAUAAACCAGCAUUUGCAGAGACUAGAGGUCUUGUAGGGUCACUGUUUUUAAGACUACAGCUAGAUUCCUAAAUUGGAUACCUAGAGAAAAACAGGUAGUUGUCAAAUCUCAGCACAGAAACUUCAUGAGUUUGGUUUAGGACCACAGCUGGAUCUACUGAUGAAGUGAAUUCAGAGAUUGAAUUUGAGAUUGAAAACUCGAUUUCUUUUGAAAGUAUCUCCCAUCAUGGUGUCCUUGUGCAUGCAGCCACUGGCUGAGAUAACAGAGAGAGCACAAGUACUGGUUUUCAAUAAUGUUUGCAUGAUUGAACUUCAAUACUUGCAGGAGGAAAAAAAAACUUUUAUUGGAAUAUAAGAAACAGAAAGAUCGGCUUAACACUGGUCUGACUGAGUUUUAUGACCACCUAACAUCAAAGGACUGAGAUAACAGAAGAACGCCACAACUUUUGAAAACUGUCAGAAUUUAAUUUAGACUUUAGACAUUUGUGUGCAGCCAAAAAUGAUUAUAAAAGUAAAAUAUCCCUUUUUAUUGUACACUGGAAAAAAUCGGAAAACGUAUUCAGGAUCAGAACAGGUCUAUAAACACUGUAGAGAGCCUUUCUUGAUUCAUUAGUUCCCAGUUUAACUUGGAUUAAACCCGAUGAAUCCAAGGUCCACUACUGAUGAUGUGUCCCAAAUUUUAAAAUGAUAAACUAGAUUAGAUCCCUAAUCCCUAAACCUCCCUUAUCAGGGACUGUAACAUCUAGUCCUUUUUACUGAAUCAGAUUAAAUCUAGAAAGGUUUCCAAUGAAAACAGCAUUGUCCAAACAAAUGAGACUCAAGGUCAAGGUUUGACACAGUUAUCGGGAUCUGAAUUAGGUUUGUGGCUUGCAGCUAUUUAUAGAAGUCUUUCUUUUGCAUUAAUUACAAAUCUGCAGCAUCAGACAGCAGCAGGAUUCGUCUGUGAGCAUCUAAAACGAGAGAAUAAAUGCAACCAAAUAAAAAAUGAAAGAAUGCUGUCAUUUUAACAGAAUAAUGCGAACUGAAAAGGAAACAGAACUUUUUUUGUGAACCUAAAGAAAUUUUUACAAAAAUUAACCACAGAAAUGAAGCAACAACACAAAUACAAUGGCACAGAUGUUUCUGUAUGUGUACUUGUAAACUCUUAGUCUCCCCGUGGCUGCAGACUAUUUGAAGUUACAUAUAUUUAUUUGUUCAUAUUAGAAUAUUUAAAGUAGAUGAUUUUACAGACCAAUGUAGCAAAUAAAAUGUACAGGUUAUUGUAAAUGUGUAUCAAACAGUUAAAAAGCACUCGUACUUGUUUCUUGACCCUGAUGUGCUAUAGUCACACUUUAGCUUGUGUAAAAAUGCAUUUAGCACUUUUGUAAACCUGUUCCAGCUGUUUUGUAAAUGAAAAUAUGAUUUUUUUUGUUAUUGUAUAUUCAAAUGAAUUUUAAGUUAUAGAUCUUUGUACAGCAUGUUUUAGAUCAUUUUUUGUAUAAUUUAAUGACUUUAUACUU